AUGCAGCUCGAGCGCAUCGCGCUCGGCCGCGAGCGCGUGCUGUUGCGAGCGGCGCACGCGCAGUGGGAGGCGAACCGCGCGGGCGCGGCCGGCGGGUCGCUGCGCGAGGGCUGGGGCGAGAUCGCGCGGCUCUGCACGAUCUUCGACAUGAAGGGCCUGACCUUCGGGCACGCGCUGCUGCCGGGCGGCUACCGCAUGGUGAAGCAGCUCAUCCCGCUCGUGCAGCGCUACUACCCGUGGCUCCAGGACACGACGCACUUCGUCAACGCGUCCAUGGCCGUGUCGACGUUCUUCGCCUACCUGCGCCCGCUCCUGCCGAAGCACACGCAGCGCAAGAUCUACAUCCACGGCCUCGGGGCCACGGGCGCGCUCACGGAGGAGAUCCGGCCCGACUUCCUGCCCGAGGCGCUCGGCGGCCGCGCGGUGUGCCUGGACCUGGCGCCGCCGCCGACCUGCGAGGAGUACGACGCGCGCGUCGCCGCGGGCGACGCGGGCCUGGCGACGGCGACGGCGGCGGAGGCGUCGCACGACGACGCGCGGCCCGUCGCGUCCGCCGUCGUCCUGCCGGACCCGCCGCGCAUCCCGCCGGCCGCGGCGGACGCGGAGCGCGCCGAGGCGCCCCCGGCCGCGGAGGCGCCGGAGAAGCCGCCGCCGCCGGCGGCGGAGGAGGAGGAAACCGCGCGCCGCGAGCCGGGGACCAUGGUCCCGGGCAUCGAGAUCCCCGUGCACAAGCACGGCCGCCGCGGCCGCGCGGAGCGGAGCUUACGGCUGGACCCGGGCGAGGAGCUGCAGAUCCUGCCCGCGAAGAAGUGGCGCCUGCUCAAGAAGACGCGGCGCCUGCGCAUCGCCGAGGACCUCAGCGCCUGGCGCGGCAGCCGCACGCACGGCGCGAAGCCUCCCGAGGGGCCGCGGCCGCGGACGCAGCUCCAGCGCGACGCGAGCCUCCGCGCGUCCCAGUACCCGCCGAACUUCGUCAUCCUCGCCACGGACAAGGGCAAGCUGGUCACCCUCGAGCUCGCGACGGAGCACCAGGCCGAGGCCCUCGUCCACGCCAUCAAGCCCGCGCGCCGCGCGUGA
Aureococcus anophagefferens is the source of this 1077-nucleotide messenger RNA. RefSeq lists its product as hypothetical. Gene Ontology annotation, molecular function: phosphatidylinositol bisphosphate binding. The transcript has a single exon. NCBI's taxonomy places the organism in Eukaryota, Pelagophyceae, Pelagomonadales, Pelagomonadaceae. Gene Ontology annotation, cellular component: membrane. Bases 1 to 1077 code for a protein of 358 amino acids. The record is from RefSeq and is a predicted model, not a curated record.